This is a messenger RNA of Aegilops tauschii subsp. strangulata, 1428 nucleotides long. The record is from RefSeq and is a predicted model, not a curated record. NCBI's taxonomy places the organism in Eukaryota, Viridiplantae, Streptophyta, Magnoliopsida, Poales, Poaceae.
AUGUCGAGCAAGACUGUACCAAAGCAAUAUUACGCAUUGGUGGACGAUAUGAAGCGGAUAUCCAAGAUUAAUUGGAAUGCAUUCACCCUCCGGGUUUUGCUGGACUGCCUUCGCAACGUGAGGAAAGGCAAACACCUCCGCCAAUGGCCGAGAGGGAACUUAGCUCUCCUGCAGUACCUGUACUGGGAGAAGGUUCAGCCUCUGGAAGGUGAAUGCGCAUUCAAUCCUAGCUUGUCCAUGGAACCUCUAAUGAGGAAUUGGACUGAAGCUGCAGCCUCAAGGAGAGACAAGUUUGAUUAUAACCACGGCCGUGGCCGUGGUAACAUCAAGAUUGAAGACAACAUAACCAAGGAGUAUAGGGCGCAGGAGCGCAAAGUACCCGAACCAGAAAAGCCAAAAAUGAAGCCCGCCGUUGGUGCGGCAAAGAAGUCCAAGUUAACCUCAAACGCAGACGAGAUGAUGAACCUCAUCAUGAAGCGGUGUAUGGAUUACAUACGCAGCCAAAUGAAGGAAAUACCGGAACAAGUAGCCGAGAGAUUGCUAGAGAAGUUGAACCAAAAUGGUGUGAUGUACAAGCCAGCGGCUGCUGCGGCUUCCGGCAACAACGAUGCCGACCUAGAAGUGGAUUCCUUUGAGAAUGAGCCCGUGAUUGAUUUGACACAGCCUGACGAGCCUGUUGUAAACCAGAACAACGAUGAUGAGGAAAAAACACCUGCCAAGUUAAAUGUUGACAAGACAACGAAGCCUACUGAUGAGUGCGGCGCAACACUGGAGAACCCUUGGAUUGUAGGUAAUUCUCCUCGAGCAGAAUCGUCCGACAUUGACAUUUCUGCAAAUUCUAUCGACAAGAUGGUGGGUAAGAGCAAGGGGAAAAAGUCUGCAGCAACCGCAAAAGAAGACGAUGUUAUAUCCGGGAAGCGCCGACGGACUGUUCCCAAGAAAUUUGAAUCCCCCUUUAAACUUGACAAGCCCGGCAAGCGAAGCGCUCGCGCUCUGUUUAGUGACAAUGACAUGGAAGGCUCUGUUAAGGACGAUUUGACACCGGAACUCAUCGAUGCUGCUGUUGCGUUUGUGGAGGCAGCUGCUCGGUCUGAGAAGAAUAUGACAAAAAGAGUUUACUACAAUGAACGUGGCACCUCUGUGACUGUGGAGAGUAUACGACCGAUUAUCGAUGCUUAUCAGACACAUUUGGCUCUGCGCAUUGGUCAUGAUCGGCACCUCUGUCCAGCCUGGAGGAACUCUUGUGGCCUUUUUGUGAUUGAAGUUAUGGAGCGUUGGGACGGGGAUCGAUGGACCGCCGAUUUUACCCAGGGCACGGUUAAUGCAAGGAGAAGGCGUCUCGUCGCCGAGUUGGUUCUCUCACCUACCAACACGCUCGAAUGUGUGAAGAACAAAAUCCGCGACAUCGCAAAGAAAAGCAAGGCAUGA